AUGUUUCGAUUAUUUCGAAUAAUUCUAUAUUUCAGAUUGAUUGGGAAUUGUUUAGCUUUAGAUCCUGAAAUAAUCGAGUUAGAAGAUCACCUUUUCUACGGAAUGAUAAGUUUGUAUAAAAACAAAGUAAACAUUAGAUUGUUGAUAUUGUUUUCUGGUUUUUGCAGUGGAGCCACUUAAGGUCUUUUGUCAAUAGAUCAAAUAACUGUAGAGGUGAAGCUGAGGUAUGGGAAUGAAUAAGAAAAGAAAAUGGGUAUCACAUAGAUAAUAGUAGGCAUCUCGUAUUUUAUCUGUAAUUUAAGAGCAUCAUUUGCUAUUAUCAACUUUGUUGGUUGCAAACUCAUUGGCAAAUGAAUCACUACCAAUUUUUAUAAAAAGGAGUACAGGUGAUUGGAUAGCGUUGUUGAUAUCUGUAA
This is a messenger RNA of Paramecium octaurelia, 416 nucleotides long. Lineage: Eukaryota; Ciliophora; Oligohymenophorea; Peniculida; Parameciidae. The record is from the annotation of a GenBank genome assembly.